UUUUGGUAUGAUGCCGAAAACCCAAACGAAAAUCUCAAUCUUUGUCCUCUAAACACUGUAUUUCACUAUCUUUGAUUAUCUAAUAUAUACAAACAAGUCGAGCUACCCAUGGCGUCGGCCACAGCGGUGGUGAUAGUGCGGCGGGCGCGCGGCGGCGCGGCGGAGAAUGCCGCCCGUAGUGCCUUGAUACGAGACGGGUUUAGUCAACUGACCGGCGCUGCUUUCUUGUCUUUCAUGUUUUCUGAGCUAUCCCUACAAGUGGUGGUGCUGAUCGGGGCAGUUCUGUUCAUAUUCCUGCACGCUCCACUGUGGGCACUGCUGUCUGUGCCUGUGGUUGUGGCUGCCGUGGUCUAUGUGUGCGUGGUGGUCACACAUCAGGCACUAGCUGACAGACAUACACAGAUGAUGCUAAAAGAAGAGGAGGGUCUAGUAGCGGAGCUGCGCGCGCCGCUCGGGGCGUCGCCGCGUGACGUCACCCUGCGCGUGGUCACCGAGCCACAGGAGCUGACGGGGGACGCCGCCGGGAUGUACCCGCAGUUGAUAGGCACGGCGUCCAUAUCGGAGUGGCUCGGCGCCGGCCCGCGCAGCGCCGCGCGCCUGCACGCGCUCGCCGUCAGCAAGCGUUGGUGUAACCUGGGCAUCGGCAGUGCAUUAGCGGCGGCGGCGGCGCGGCGCGCGCUCGUCACUGGCAAAUACACCGUGGAGGCUGCGGCGAGCGAGCUGCAGGCCUCCGCGCAACACAUGUUCUAUAAGAGGGGUUGGUCAUCCCGAGGGUCGUACCACCGUCGCCUGGUCGGCUCGGCAUUGACUCUCGUCAUAACUCAGUACGGGAAAGACCUGGACAUGGCGUGAGUACGACGCCAUCUUGUCGCGACGCUAGCGCCACUGGGCGGCGGUGGCGGGAAUCGGAACUAAAAUCAAGAUCUGAAUAGAGU
Plutella xylostella (diamondback moth) is the source of this 935-nucleotide messenger RNA. NCBI's taxonomy places the organism in Eukaryota, Metazoa, Arthropoda, Insecta, Lepidoptera, Plutellidae. The record is from RefSeq and is a predicted model, not a curated record.